UGUCAUUGCACUGUAGAAAUGUAAUGUUAUGUACUUUGUCACUCCAGCAACAAUAGGGCUGUCACUGACCCCUAAUACUGCUGGGCUACCGUCCAUCAAUUACUUAUUGACAAUGACCUUGCUUCUCACCCCAGUCUCGUUAUCAUCAAGUUUUUUGGAUUCUUUGCUCACUGACAAUAGCGGUCGAAAAAACAGGUCGCAGGGAAGUAGAGGAACAAUGAGUGAAAAGAUACUAACAACUUUCUAUUUUGGGAGCGCCACAACAUGAACGAGCGGCAUGAUUUACGUACUUGUUUUCGAGCAAUUUCACAUAGGAAGAAGACUGUAUAAAGAGAUCCGUUGUUCAGGUCAACAGCUUGAAAAGUAAACUCUACCCUCUCACUCCACCCAGCCUCUCCUCCAAUUCUACGAUGUGGACGGAGCGCCAGGUGCAAGAACACGAACAUUGGUUUCAAACCCUGUUCAUCAUUCUGGCUUUUUAUUUUAUCUUGUACAUCCUCUUUCGCGCCGUAUUCCAUGUCACCCUUUUUCAACGCACAACAGAAACAAUAAAAACAACGAUGCCAUUGUUCGUUCCCGCGACCUCCUCUACUGCGCCUAAUACCGGUAUUUUAACAUCAGCAGCAGCUUCUGAGCCGUCAUCAGGAGCAGGUGGACCGUCUUCAGCGACUGGUGUUCAAAAUAAAACAAUAGAAGGAAUUGAACCAUUAAGAAGAACGGAAGAGCUUAAAGUAAUUAUUGAAACUCUCCGCAAACAGCGAGUGCACAUUGAUGAAUUGUUUUGGGACCUGCGGAGCACGCUCAUUGACCAACGCCAGGAAAUACAUCGAGCACUGGUCGCUCUCGAAAGCCGACAGGCCGAAUACCAUCUAGCUCAACGACGUAUACAAGAAGAUGGAGUGGGAGAAAUCAGAAGUGACAAUAUUUCCACGGAAGAAGAAGAACAAGAAAGGAUGAAAAAGAAGUAUCAUAACUUCGUCGUCGACACUCCAAGAAGCGGAAAAAAGUAGUGAUGGCAAUGCUAUGAUAGUGACAGCAAGAAACAG
Molecule: messenger RNA, 1046 nt
Organism: Zychaea mexicana
Lineage: Eukaryota; Fungi; Mucoromycota; Mucoromycetes; Mucorales; Lichtheimiaceae
Exons: 4
Coding region: 411-1010 (199 amino acids)
Source: RefSeq, a predicted model, not a curated record